Colletotrichum lupini is the source of this 996-nucleotide messenger RNA. RefSeq lists its product as uncharacterized. The record is from RefSeq and is a predicted model, not a curated record. NCBI's taxonomy places the organism in Eukaryota, Fungi, Ascomycota, Sordariomycetes, Glomerellales, Glomerellaceae. Bases 1 to 996 code for a protein of 331 amino acids. The transcript is spliced from 3 exons.
AUGACCGCCUGCAAAGACGAUAUCAUGCACAGCAUUAUUCUCAUUCAGCAGAGUACUAUUAAUGACAUGAAUGCAAAGCUUGACCGACUCGGAAGUCUUUUCCAGGCCAGUUUGGUUGGCGCCGCUGUCGAUCGAUCCAGACUUGGCAAGGAAAUAGCUGAGCCGGAGCUGCUUGAAGAUGAACUCAGCGACGAGAGGAAUCUCUGGACAUUGGAAAAAGUUCAGGAGUCCCUGAAGCACUUGGAGACAUUCCAUCAGGUUGCUCAUAUUGCAUCUCUGACGUCCCCAUUGAAGCAAGUGUUCGUGAGUGCAGAGAAGCGGGCUUAUCUCGUGAAGCUAGUCUCUUCGAGGCAAUCGGUAGCUCUCUGGAUUGAAGUGCCUGACGACGACGAACCGCCUUCGCACGCGACUUUGCUAGCAGCCCAAAUGGUUCACGAUCUCAGUCAGCUGAAUAUUCCCAGCCUCUGUCACUUCAUCCAUCGACCUAAAAGCGCAUCUUUGGACCGCGAACGGGCGCUCUUAGAGAUGGUGUACUCCCUGGUCUACCAGAUAUCCCGGGCUCUUCCUGAGCAUGCGCAUUUCGAGGCAGGUGUUGUCGAAAAAGUCAAAUCGAUUUCUCCGAUCCCGCAGACCCGUUCCGAGGUGACCCGCAGCUUAGCUCCAGCGAUCAACCUACUCGAAUCCUUGUUGGAAUAUCUUCCCCCGCUGUUGUUCUGCGUGGUAGACGGGUUUCAGCUUCUCGUGAGACAGUCGAACUCUCCAGAAAUGAAAGCAGCUACCAAGCAUUUCAUCGCUUGUAUCUGCGAGGCAGCAACGCGCCAGCUCAUAGAUCAGCCGUCGAUUUUCAAAUCGCUUUGGACCACGGAUGGGCCCUGCAGGGACUUACAGCAAGCGAGAAGGAGUCGAGUUCUGGCACAUUUGGGAUACGAGGACGAUGAGGAAUUCGAGUCACUGGCUCUUCGUGGUAGAGAGAUGUCGCCACUGACAGAGGGGUAA